AUGGGGUCGACCGGGGCCUACAACACACUACGGAGGUUGACUUCGCCUUCAAUAAAUUUUCGGUUUCAAAGUAUUAUACCGCCAGCACCACCACCAUUAAAUCGAGAUUCAUCCGAAUCUAGGCCUUCGUCACUUUACUCUGGUUAUGGUAGGGAUAAAAAUUGAAUAUUUUUAAAAUUUUUAUGAUAAUUUUGGAAAUUAUUGUAAAAUACGGUGUAUUGUAAAUGGGAUGCAAUUAUAAGACAAAAGUGGACAGUAAUUUUUGUAAAAUUUAAAGUUUGUUUUGGGUCUCACCACGAAAACUUUAAAAAUAGAAAGUAAGGCGGAAGAAAGAGAAAAAUGUAAAAUCUAUUCUUAAAAUGACUUUUUUAAUAACAAUGUUGCUUUUCUGUCAUUUUUUAAAUAUUUAAUCUUAGAUCUCGGGUCCCGCCACGAAAACCUGAAAUAUGCAAAAAUGUCUAUUAAAAUCGAAAAAAAUGUCAGAUUCGUACUAGAAUCCGUCCCUCAAAAACAAAUGUACAAGCAUUAUGUCAAUAAUUUAUUUAGCAGACACAUUGCGAACGUUUGUUUCUCUUGCUGACAGCUGGUUUUCUGACCAUUUCACAAUUUUUGGGGAUUUAUUGUUGUCCCAAUCGAGUGAUGGAUUACAAUCAGAGACAGGGCUUUAGGUCAAAACAAUUCAGCAGGGUUUCAAAAUGUUCGAAAAACAAAUUAGUCUGGUAUGGGGGUGGUUUUGAAGUUUUUGGCGUUGAUAGUUGGUCAUUAUGAAGAGGAUGACACACUAUUGAAGUUCAUACAUGUAUAAAGAAGAUUCACGGAAAUUAAAAUAAAUUUAUUAGGUUGUUCAAAUAAUUAUGGGCUUUAUAGUCCAGAAAAUUUGUUUUGAGAAGGGCACAGAAUUAUUUGAAAAAUUUAAUACAACAUACUUUAGGCCCAAAAAAUUGAUAUUAUUAAUGUUUUUACAGUAAUGCUAAGAAGGCAGGUUAAAAAAUAAAAAUUGAUUACAUGCCAUUUGUAAAGCAUAGAAAAGUGUAUAUUUUAACAAAGUUUUGCUACUAUACCUACUAUGGUAAAAGAGUUACAAGCUUUUAAAGUUCAAAAAACGCUAUGUUUCCAAGCUGGAUCGAACAUUUUCAGAUUUUAAACAUAUUUAAUAAAGCAUAACUUUUUUUAAAAUCUAGAUUAGAGCAUGACACUGUAGGUUUACAUACUAUUUUUCAUGCUUUAUAAAAGGCACGUAUUGGAUUUUUGAAAAAGAUUGCAAAAAUGACAAAAAAUUGCUUUAAAAAUAAUAGUAAUCAUUGAAAAAGAAAAAUAAAAAAAAUUUUUUUUUAGAAAUACAGUUCAAAAAUGGAUUUUGAAAAUAAUUUUUUGGCGUUAAAAAUUUUUAUUUUUCAGAAAAUGUAAGCCGAGUAAAAUGGGAAGAGUUCCCACUGCACCGUGAUGUUGAGGAAGGUGAAAGUAACGAUGGAACGUCGAGUGGGCCUACAUCGUUUAUUGAAAAGAUAGUCAAAGUAUGUCAAUUCUUUUGAGUUUUUAUUCUUUUGGCUUUAAUUUAAAAUAUUUUUCAAAUUUUUUUUGUAUUUUUAAAUAAAAAUUUUUUUUGAAAUUUUAAAAUUUCACAAAUGUAAGAAAAUUACAAAGAAAAAACUUUCAGACCCUAAAAAUCCUAGCUCCACACGUUGGCCUGAACAUAUUACUCUUCACAUACAUCGGCUUCGGUGCCGGUAUGUUCAUAUUCCUGGAGGCGGACAACGAAUUGGAGAAACGGAAAGGAAAACUCACGGAAAUACUGGCCAUUUACAGAAGCAUUAUCAACGAAACCUACACCAUGUGUGCGGGACAUACCAAUAUAUCAAAUGUGAGGAUUUUGGGCUAUUUUGAAAUUUAAAAAUUUUUGAAAAAUUUUAAAAAUCAAGGAAGAUAUGGCACUUUUUCUGGUUUUGCAGUUGUUUUUUGGGCCUUUUUGGCUGUUUUUUCGUUUUUUGUUGGUUUUUUUUCCACUUUUAGAUUAGUCUUUUACAAUGUAGGUAACUUUACAUUAUAUUACUUUAGAUAAAAAGCCAUUUACAACCUUUUCUGACUUUAAAAAACUAAAAAACCUAUAACAAUAUACCGAAUUUUCUCUUUUUAAACCAUUUUCUCCACUUUUUUACCCAUUUUCCCACUUUUUCCAACAAUUUUUUCCACUUUUCUUACUAUCAUCAACAACAUCCUUCCAGGUAGAACGCCGUCUCCGGCCCUUACUAUCAGUACUAUCACGUACUCACGAGUACGACGACAAAUUCACGUGGGAAGAGCAGAUGUGGACUGAUAACGAGGAACGACUCUCAACCAAAUGGACCUUUGCUGCCGCCACUUUAUAUGCAUUGACAGUGAUAACUUCGACCGGAUACGAUCAUUUGUCGCCAUUAACGGACCUUGGUCGUAUCUUCACCGUGCUUUACGGGUUGAUCGGGAUUCCUUUGAUGUUCAUCACGGCCGCUGACAUCGGAAAGUUUUUGUCGGAUUUGGUGAUAAGGGGUUAUGCCAAGUGUUUGGCUGUGUAUGAAUGGAUUGGCAAGGUGUGGGAAGCCAUGAGGAAUUAUAUUAUGGAUGUGGACGAUGAUUCUAUUGAUUCUAGGUAAGGUAAUCGACCACAAUUGAAAGUUGGUUGAUUUUAUUAGGUCGUUCAAAAAAUUCUGCGCUUCUCUCAAAGCAAAUUUUUGUUAUUAGAGGGCUCAGAAUUAUUUGAAAAACGUCAUAGUAAAACAAAAUUUUACAUUUUAGGUAACAAAAUCAAGUUUUUGAUAUUUCGAUAAUCUAAAAUAAUAUCUUUCAGGAAAUAUCAUGAAAGAAGGAAACGAAAUCGGAAUCCAGAAGAUGAUGAAGACGAAGAAGAAAGGUUACAACUUCCGAUAGUCAGCUACUUUGCUUUGGUAGUUAGUUACUGUUCGUUAGGGUCAUUGUUGUUCAACUGGUGGGAAAAGGGUCCUAUAUGGUAAGUUUUUCAUUGUAAAAUACGACAAUCCUGAUACUACUCUAUUUUUUCCAAAAAAAGAUACUAAAUAGAAUGACACAAAAGUCUUCUCGUUUUUGAGCGUGCAAGACAGUGUAAAUUGACGACAAGACUUUCUUGACAUGAAAGUUUUGACAAGAUUAAUUACUAUUAGAUUGUUCAAAUAACUCUGUGCCCCUUAUUCCCAAAUUUUUUUUUGAGAAGGGGCACAGAACUAUUUGGACAACCUACUACAACAUGCUUCAGGUCUUUCAUUCACGGCUUGUUCUUCUCCUUCAACACAAUAACAACAAUAUCUUUGGGUAAUAUUUGUGUGCGCAACAAAAUCUACCUCGUUUUCGUCGUCGUAUAUGUGAUUAUUGGGUUGGCGGUGGUUACUGCCAGUUUGGAUCUGUGUAGUAGCACAUUGAAGCGCACAUUCACAAAACUCCACUACUUCGGGCGUAAAAUACGAGGUGCGAGGCGUGGAUUCGCCAAUGUUAGUGAUGAUAUUCGUGAAGCCAUGAAGAUCAUGGCCGCUUUGAAGAAGACACGGUAAGGAUUUGCUAUUGGGUUUGGUAGGGCAGGGUAAAUAAAGACGGUUCAGGAUAAGGUAGGUAGUGCAGAGUAAAGUAGGGUAAGAUAGAGUAGGGUAGAGUAAGGUAGAAGAGUGUAGGAUAAAGUAUGAUAUUGUAGAAAAGGGUAGUGUAUUGUAAGAUAGGGUAGAGAAGGUUAGGGUAAGGGAAGGUAGAAUAAGAGCAAAAUUGGUAAGGUAUAGUAGCCGUGUAGGCUACAGUAAGAUCAACCAAGACUAGGAUAACAUUGUAAUACAAUUUUAAUUUCUCCACCUUCAGACCAAGUAAAGAAAGAAUAACAUUGGAAGACUUGAAACGCUUUUUGGAAGUACAGGAACAAUUGCUACGACAACCCUAUGUACCUUAUAAUGUUCAUAUCUUCAAAUGGAUCGAAGAUGCGGUAAGAAGCUUUGUUUUUAUGGUAAAAUACGUACAAUAAUACUCAAAAUUAAAAAAAACUAAAAAUUUGUUACAGUACGCCCAAUACCAAUCGGAAACCGGGUCAUUGUCAUCGAAGUCUCUACACAAAGCCUCGUCGUCGCGUUCCAACAAUGACGCAUUCAUCUUAUUUUAG
Molecule: messenger RNA, 4126 nt
Organism: Bursaphelenchus okinawaensis
Lineage: Eukaryota; Metazoa; Nematoda; Chromadorea; Rhabditida; Aphelenchoididae
Source: the annotation of a GenBank genome assembly